This is a messenger RNA of Vicugna pacos (alpaca), 3593 nucleotides long. The record is from RefSeq and is a predicted model, not a curated record. NCBI's taxonomy places the organism in Eukaryota, Metazoa, Chordata, Mammalia, Artiodactyla, Camelidae.
AUGUACAUUCACUGUGCCUGCCCCCAACCCCGCCCUGAGACCGCUGGUCACCCUGCCCUGCAGUUUGUGAAGGUGCCUAGCGGCGUGGCGCCCUCGGUGCUCUUUGACCUCCUGCUGGCUGAGUGGCAUCUGCCGGCCCCCAACCUGGUUGUGUCGCUGGUGGGCGAGGAGCGGCCUUUCACCGUGAAGUCCUGGCUGCGGGAUGUCCUGAGGAAGGGGCUGGUGAAGGCGGCUCAGAGCACAGGUGCCUGGAUCCUGACCAGCGCGCUCCGCGUGGGCCUCGCGCGGCACGUUGGGCAGGCUGUGCGCGACCACUCACUGGCCAGCACGUCCACCAAGUCUCGCGUGGUGGCCAUCGGCAUUGCCUCGCUGGGCCGUGUGCUGCACCGUCGGGUUCUGGACGAUGCCCAGGAGGACAGCCUGGUCCACUACCCCAUGGACGAAGGUGGCGGCCAGGGCCCCCUCUGCUCCCUGGACAACAACCACGCCUACUUCAUCCUGGUGGAGCCGGGGCCCCCUGGGAAAGGCGACGGGCCCACGGAGCUGCGGCUAAGGCUGGAGAGGCACAUCUCGGAGCAAAGGACCUGCCACGGGGGCACCAGCAGCAUUGAGAUCCCCGUCCUCUGUCUGCUGGUCAACGGUGACCCCAGCACCCUGGAGAGGAUUUCCAGGGCUGUGGAGCAGGCUGCCCCGUGGCUGAUCCUGGCGGGCUCAGGGGGCAUCGCUGACGUGCUCGCUGCCCUGAUGAACCAGCCCCACCUCCUGGUGCCCCAGGUAGCUGAGAAGCAGUUUAAAGAGAAGUUCCCAAGUGAGCACUUCUCCUGGGAGGACGUCGUGCGCUGGACAGAGCUGCUGCAGAACAUCACCUCCCACCCGCACCUGCUGACCGUGCACGACUUCGAGCAGGAGGGCUCCGAGGAGCUGGACACUGUCAUCCUCAAGGCCCUGGUGAAAGCCUGUAAGAGUCACAGCCAGGAGGCACAGGAUUAUCUGGAUGAGCUGAAGCUGGCCAUGGCCUGGGACCACGUGGACAUCGCCAAGAACGAGAUCUUCAAUGGGGACGUGGAGUGGAAGUCCCGUGACCUGGAGGAGGUGCUGAUGGACGCGCUGGUGAGCAACAAGCCCGAGUUCGUGCGCCUCUUCGUAGACAACGGCGCCGACGUGGCCGACUUCCUGACCUACGGGCGCCUGGAGCAGCUCUACCGCUCUGUUCCCCCCAAGAGCCUGCUCUUCGACCUGCUGCAGCGCAAGCACGAGGAGGGCCGGCUGACGCUGGCCGGCCUGGGCUCCCAGCAGGCCCGGGAGCUGCCCACCGGGACACCCGCCUUCUCCCUGCACGAGGUGUCCCGCGUGCUCAAGGACUUCCUGCACGACGCCUGCCGCGGGCUCUACCAGGCGGAGAGGGCCCCAGCCAGGCGGCCCAUGGGCCAGAAGUGGCUGCUGGACCUGAACCAGAGAAGCGAGAACCCCUGGAGGGACCUGUUCCUGUGGGCCGUGCUGCUGAGUCGCCAUGAGAUGGCCACCUACUUCUGGGCCAUGGGCCAGGAAGGGGUGGCAGCCGCCCUGGCCGCCUGCAAGAUCCUCAAAGAGAUGUCCCACCUGGAGACAGAGGCCGAGGCGGGCAGCACCCAGGCCUUCCUGACCAAGAUCUGGUGGGGGACAUGGCCUCUGGGCACGCCCGUCCUGCGGCUGCUGGGCACCUUCCUCUGCCCGGCCCUCGUCUACACCAACCUCAUCACCUUCAGGUCCGUCAGCCGGCUUGCCAGAGCCACUGGGGGGGCGGCCUUCCUGCUCACGCGCUGGCGGAAGUUCUGGGGAGCGCCCGUGACCGUGUUUCUGGGCAACGUGGCCAUGUACUUCGCCUUCCUCUUCCUGUUUGCCCACGUGCUGCUGGUGGACUUCAGGCCGCCUCCCCAGGGGCCGUCAGGGCCCGAGGUCGCCCUGUACUUCUGGGUCUUCACGCUGGUGCUGGAGGAGAUCCGGCAGGGCUUCUUCACUGACGAGGACACGCACCUGCUGAAGAAGUUCACGCUCUACGUGGAGGACAACUGGAACAAGUGUGACAUGGCGGCCAUCUUCCUGUUCAUCGUCGGUGUCACCUGCAGGAUGCUGCCCUUGGUGUUCGAGGCUGGCCGCACCGUCCUCGCCAUCGACUUCAUGGUGUUCACGCUCCGGCUCAUCCACAUCUUCGCCAUCCACAAGCAGCUGGGCCCCAAGAUCAUCAUCGUGGAGCGGAUGAUGAAGGACGUCUUUUUCUUCCUCUUCUUCCUGAGCGUGUGGCUGGUGGCCUACGGCGUGACCACCCAGGCACUUCUGCACCCCCACGACAGCCGCCUCGAGUGGAUCUUCCGCCGCGUGCUCUACCGGCCAUACCUGCAGAUCUUCGGACAGAUCCCACUGGAUGAGAUCGAUGAAGCCCGCGUGAACUGCUCCGUGCACCCCCUGCUCCUGGAGGACUCGCCCUCCUGCCCCAACCUCUACGCCAACUGGCUGGUCAUCCUCCUGUUGGUCACCUUCCUGCUGGUCACCAACGUGCUGCUCAUGAACCUGCUCAUCGCCAUGUUCAGCUACACGUUCCAGGUGGUGCAGGGCAACGCGGACAUGUUCUGGAAGUUCCAACGCUACCACCUCAUUGCGGAGUACCAGGAGCGGCCCGCCCUGGCGCCGCCCUUCAUCAUCCUGAGCCACCUGAGCCUGGUGCUCAAGAGGGUCUCCCGGAAGCAGGCUGAGCAGAAGCGGGCACGCCUGGAGGCCCCGCCCCCACUGGUCCAGAGCACCCGUAACUCAGGCACCCACAGAGGCUCAGUGACCCCACACCCACCCGAAGGGCCUGGGCAGUGGGAUGGGGGAGGACGGGAAGGUCCUCCAAACAGGGACGCCCCUGCCACCAGCGGCCUGCUGCCCACUUGCUUCUGCCACAGGGUGGACUCAGUAGCCAAGCACCUCGCAGGGCUGAGAGAGCAAGAAAAGCGGGUCAAGCGUCUGGAGUCACAGGUCAACUACUGCACGGUGCUCCUCUCCUCCAUGGCGGAUGUGCUGGCCAGGGGCAGCGCCUACUGGAACCCUCGGAACUUCGGCGGUGGGAGCCCACAGGCCCCGGCUGAACACGGAGGGGGCCCAGGCAGCAGAGAGCACCCAGAGGCUGGCUGGCCACACUUGAAUACCUGAGCCUCUUGGACUGUCAGCACACGGCCCACCUCUCCCGGAGCCCCAGGCCCGUGGUAGGCCUGGAGCUUAGCUGGUCAUCCUGGGCCCCAUGGACAUGCCAACCUGCCCCCGCCUCCAGUGGAGCCCCCACCCCCCACCAGUGGGGCAUGGCUCUUGUGCCCUUGUUAGAAGGAACAGCUCCUGGCCCUGCCUGGCAUUUUCCGGGACGUCUCUCGGCCUGGGAGAGCAGUGGUGUGUGGCGGGCCCUCUCCCUAGUGGACAGAAGCCCCGGAUCCUGUCCAGAAGCAGCCGGCCUGGGCCAGGAGAGCAGGCACUCACUGAGCACCUGCCGGGGGCCCCUCUCGCCAGGCGGGGAACUGCCCGGGGGCCCACACUGUCCUCCACCCAACCCGCGGUGCCGCUAAGAGACUGAUCUUUUUCUGAAA